UUCUGGCGAGCGGGCGGUGUUGCAUCGUUCGACUGUUGACGUGGUGUUCGAGAAGGAGCCUUCGGCGAAGUAGUGGUUCGAAUGUCUCAAUGAUACGGUUCGCUCAGCAACAAGCAUCGAGCGGCAAGUGACCUCGAUCCUCAAGUGUCUUGUGUCAUCGUUAUCUCUUCAAGCCCCCGUCUCCCGAUGGCCAGCCUCAGCAAACUGCUCGCCGCUACCUCGGCGAAGACCGGUAUCCGAUCUGAGACCCUAUCCAGAGGCGUGUGUGUUGCUUUGGUGGCUCUCUACGGAGCUCGAGUCGUGUACCCGCUGACAGUGAAGCUAGCUAAGUCAGCCUCGACACAGAAGCCUCGCAACGCCGAACCGAGAUCCGAUUCGCGAGUGGUGGCCAAGAAACGCACAGAUGAUCACCAUGACAGCUCGAAAACCGCUCCGCAAGACUGGCUAUCACAGGCCCUUCAGAGCCUGCUCCUACGACUGGACAAGAAAUUCUUCACCCGGCUCCUGUCUCUGCUCAAGAUAAUGAUACCGUCCGUUCAGAGCAAGGAGGCCGGUCUCCUCUUCCUUCACACAAUGUCUUUAGUUUCUCGGACUUUCCUCUCGAUUUACGUGGCGCGUCUCGAGGGUCAGGUGGUGAAAUUCAUCGUUCGUCGAGAUGUGGCGCAAUUCGGAGUACAGCUAUCGAAAUGGCUGCUGGUCGCUAUACCGGCAACUUUCAUCAACUCCCUGAUAAGGUUCCUGGAGGGACGCCUGGCCCUGGCGUUCCGGACUCGACUGGUCGAUCAUGCACACUCUCUGUACUUCAAAAAUCAGACGUACUAUAGGGUUUCGAAUCUUGACUCGCGCUUGGAGAACGCGGAUCAUUGUCUAACUGAAGACAUUACGACAUUCGCUACUUCGGUAGCUCAUUUGUACUCAUCGAUCACGAAGCCUCUGUUGGAUAUUUCCCUCAUUUCGCUCACGCUGUUCAAAAUGGCUAACGAGAUGGGAGCAUACGGACUGCCUGGUCCGGCCGUGGCAACAGCUUCGGUAAUUCUAACUGCAGCCAUUCUUCGUCAAGUAACUCCUAAAUUCGGAAAGAUGGUUGCCGAAGAAGCUCGCCGUAAGGGCUAUCUCCGUUUUGUGCACUCGAGGGUGAUCGCGAACGCCGAGGAAAUCGCUUUCUACGGAGGACACGAGGUGGAGUUGUCGCUGCUACAACAUAGCUACGAGCAAUUGGCGAAGCAAAUGUCAUACAUCAUGAACCAACGCCUGUGGUACAUCAUGCUGGAACAAUUCCUCAUGAAAUAUUUGUGGUCGGCCACCGGCAUGGUAAUGGUGGCCUUGCCAAUCAUGACUGGAAUCACGCCUAUCGAAAAGGGCUCGAGCAAUGUAAGCGAUGCCGACGGAAUUUCAACCAGGACACAAUUCAUAACCACCACGAAGAAUAUGUUAAUCGCCGGCGGGGAUGCGACAGAGCGGCUGAUGUCAUCUUAUAAAGAGAUCACUGAACUCGCGGGAUAUACCGCGCGAGUUGCGAAGAUGUUUGAAGUCUUCGAGGAAGUCUCUGAGAACAAAUACAAGCGACCUGCCGUACAGAACAGCAUGAAGAGCGACGAUUGUCGCAAGGAAAGAGCCGGCAUAACGGUAGGCGAGGAAGGUGUUCCCAUAAUCCGAGGGACAGUCAAAGAGAUCCACGACGGAGUCUGUUUAGAGAAUGUUCCUGUUGUUACCCCGAACGGAGACGUCGUCGUCCCCUCGCUGAGUUUCAAUAUGACGCGUAAUAUGCACCUGCUCAUCACCGGGCCCAAUGGAUGCGGAAAGAGCUCACUCUUCCGAAUUCUCAGUGGCCUCUGGCCGCUGUACGGCGGGAGUCUGCAGAGACCCCCAGUCAAAGACAUGUUCUACAUUCCGCAGAGGCCCUACAUGCCUCUCGGAACCCUCCGAGAUCAGGUUACUUAUCCGGAUCGCAUCGGAGACAUGAGAGCAAAAGGCAUCAAAGAUUCCGAUCUUGAAAAACUCCUGGAUAUCGUGAACCUCGGUCAUAUCGUCACCAGGGAAGGAAGCUGGGAUGCUGUCGGGGAUUGGAAGGACAUCCUCUCCGGAGGAGAGAAGCAGAGGAUGGCCAUGGCUCGCCUCUUCUACCACAAACCCUCGUUCGCUCUGCUGGAUGAGUGCACCUCGGCUGUUUCGAUCGACGUGGAGGGACAGAUGUACCAGGCAGCCAAGGAUCACGGCAUCGCCCUGCUCACGAUAACGCACCGGCCGUCGUUGUGGAAAUUCCACACUCAUCUGCUGCAAUUCGAUGGGGAAGGAGGUUGGCGCUUGGAACCGCUUGACACGACGAAGCGACUGACGCUGCAUGAAGAGAAACAGCAGAUCGAAGGGCAACUGCAAGGAGUACCCCAGAUGGAAAAGCGACUCAAGGAGCUCUGCACGGCUCUCGGAGAAGAGUCCAUCGUUCUCCAACAGGUCGAGAAUCCUCAAAUCCUCGGAAAUGUACUUCCGUAGUGUUUAAAGUGUACGGUACGGAAUUCAUACUGAAAAUAUCAGUAUGGUCCGAGGGAUAUAUGUGAUCUAGCGAAGAGAGAACAGAAGAAAACCAGACGCAUUGAAAAAAGGCUCAAUUUUAGAUACGUUCUGAAUAGUAUAUUUUCUUCCCCAAAAUAAGAUAAACAUAGAACCUAGAAAUAAAUUAUCGGUGGAAUCCCCCAGCUUGAUCUGCUGGACGAUCCGCGGAGCCUGGCUCGAUCCUGGACCCGGGGGUCAUUCUGUUCAAGAUCCGAGAGUAUUUGAUGCAUUGAGCUCAACGACGGGCGACGACAGUGCUACUUUAAGGAAGUUCGCAGGAGAGCUCGCCUCAAAACUCGCUCAGACCUACGUCCGAAAACCGCAGAUGCGAGCUUGAGAUGAAUAAAAACGAUCGUAUCAAAA
Molecule: messenger RNA, 2913 nt
Organism: Galendromus occidentalis (western predatory mite)
Lineage: Eukaryota; Metazoa; Arthropoda; Arachnida; Mesostigmata; Phytoseiidae
Gene: Abcd1
Product: ATP binding cassette subfamily D
Exons: 7
Coding region: 187-2490 (767 amino acids)
Biological process (GO): long-chain fatty acid import into peroxisome; very long-chain fatty acid catabolic process; peroxisome organization
Cellular component (GO): peroxisomal membrane
Molecular function (GO): ATP binding; long-chain fatty acid transmembrane transporter activity; ABC-type transporter activity
Source: RefSeq, a predicted model, not a curated record